AUGAUGUUGCCAAGUGUUAUUGCGCCUCCAGCGAUGUAUCCAAACAUUCUCCGACCUUCUGUGGCUCUGUCUUUGCCUCAGUCUUUGCAAUCGGCGUUCACCGCUCAUUCGAGCUUUUUGGUGGAGGAUCUGUUGCGGAUCAGCCGACCUUCCAGCUUCCUGCACAGGACCAUUCCUUCUCCCAGUAACUCUCCGCCGUCCUCAGGUGCCACGACUAUCAACAGCCCUUCAAUUGCUCAUGUCUCCAUGUCUACCUCUGUGCCUAAAGGAUCAAACUCUCCGCAAACAUCUCUGUCUAAUAAUGACCCGAGUUACUUGAAGUUUGGAGUAAACGCAAUUUUGGCACCAUCGACAAGAAACGCGUCAUCGUCACCACCUUCAGUUGAUGGCACGCAUGCGAAACCCUUCCCUUUUCCAUAUUUUGAUGGCUCAUUCCAUCCAUUCAUCCGGACAUCAUAUUUUCCAGUGUCCUCCUCAGUGGUACCUAUCCCGGGGACUUUCUCAUGGCCACUCACAGCGAGGGGAAAGCCCAGGAGGGGGAUGCUCCGACGGGCCGUUUUCUCUGACGUUCAGCGUAAAGCCCUGGAGAAAAUGUUUCAGAAACAGAAGUAUAUCAGCAAACCCGACAGAAAGAAAUUAGCUGCCAAACUGGGACUAAAAGACUCACAGGUGAAAAUAUGGUUCCAAAACCGAAGAAUGAAGUGGCGCAAUUCCAAAGAGAGGGAACUUUUGUCGUCGGGAGGAUGCAGAGAGCAAACGCUGCCCACAAAAAUGAACCCCAAUCCGGACCUUAGCGACGUUGGGAAGAAGUCGUGUGGAGAAGGUGUUGAGGCCCAGAUGAGAGACAGCCCACGCGCGACCAUGUGUCAUUCUGAGCGCGAAUUUUUGAACAGUGUAGACUCUCAUCUUACAUCACCAUCCGACUCCAGCAAACACUCCGACUUCUCAGAAUCAGAGGACGAAGAAAUUACUGUAUCAUGA
This is a messenger RNA of Chanos chanos (milkfish), 981 nucleotides long. RefSeq names its product developing brain homeobox 1b (gene dbx1b). The transcript is spliced from 4 exons. The record is from RefSeq and is a predicted model, not a curated record. NCBI's taxonomy places the organism in Eukaryota, Metazoa, Chordata, Actinopteri, Gonorynchiformes, Chanidae. The coding region runs from base 1 to 981 and encodes 326 amino acids. Gene Ontology annotation, biological process: regulation of transcription by RNA polymerase II; cell differentiation in spinal cord. Gene Ontology annotation, molecular function: DNA binding; DNA-binding transcription factor activity, RNA polymerase II-specific.